Molecule: messenger RNA, 5305 nt
Organism: Paramuricea clavata
Lineage: Eukaryota; Metazoa; Cnidaria; Anthozoa; Malacalcyonacea; Plexauridae
Source: the annotation of a GenBank genome assembly
CACGCCUUCUGGCUAUGACGUAAUCGGCUUAGUUCUGUCAAAAUGGCUACCGAAAAGAUCGCUUGGCUUUGUUCAUAAUAUUUGUUUUUUUCUGAAUAAUAUCUUCAAAUUUUUCAAAUUCUGUAGCUUUUUGCAAACCUAAACUUUUGUUGAGACAUAUGUAUUACUUGAAAAUAGGUUAUUUCGCGAUAUAACGCGCCAAACUGUAUCAAAAUCGACAAAAUAUGGCUCAGAACACUGUCAUGAAAGUAUUUGUGCAACGCGAUUAUUCUCGUGGAACGAAUUGUCGAUUCAUGACAGAAAUGCCAGUUGAGUUACAAGGAAAGGUAAGUAUUGUUAUGAAAGAGUCUUGUGUGUAAAGUAGCUACAGCUAUCCGUUUGAUAUCAUGAUCUUCAAUACAAUCUAGUGUGAUUGUUUUAUUUUAUUAAUGUUCAAUGCUCAUCACCACAGUUCAUGAAUAAUUGGUAUAUAUAUAAACUAAAUUGUAUGUAUUGUUUGCUAUAUUUGGGCGUUGGCUCUAUUUUCAGUUUAAGGAAGCCUUCUUUGAAUGAAAAACUGAAAAUAUUCAAACUAUGCCACAGUGAGCCACACUGGAAAAUAUUGUAAAAUUGAUCAAAAUUGAAUUUGCUUCACUUCCCAUGUUAUCUUUGUGUAUUAAAAUGCAAGGAUUUAGGAAGCCCUGCCAUUCAUUUUGUGUUAAAUAUCAGAUUACCAUUGUAGUAAUUGAAUGCCAUGGUUUAUGUAUGGAGUCCCUAGUGUAUUUUAGGACACUCCCACCACAGAUUUGUGGUAAGAAGGAAUGCCAGGAAACUCCCACCAAAUAUCAUUCUUGCAGAGAUUUAGGAACAUUACAAUUUUUCCAAACAAUGGCACAGAGCAUUGUUUGCAAGCGAACGCUAGUAAAAUCUAAAAGACCUGGACGUUUUGUUUGAUGAAUUACAAAGUGUUCCAAAAUUAGAAAAACGUUUCUCACCAAAAAUGCUUGUGGGAAAAUGUGUCAGGCAAAAAUUAUAAAUUGCAUACUGGUAUGACCUACCUGAAAAAUAUUGAAAACCCUUUUGAAGUUGUGAGCAAAAGCCCUUUGCUAGGGGUUCAUUAGUAAUAUACAGUGAGAAAAUGUGAUAUCUCCCACUACUAAAGCCUGAAAAAUGGCCAUUACUUAAUUAUAUGUCGCCGUGUAUUUAAUCCCUUUGUGCAGUAGUGACAGAAACCGUAGCAACUUACUGAAUAAUAUUUCCUAUAAAUAAGAAUCCCUAGUUGAGAUAAAGCAGGAUGCGAUAAAUCGUGUACUUACAUACUGGGGGAUACUAUGGUCUAGCUGGUACUUUUUUUUCAACCAUGUAGGUAUGCAGAGCUAUCUGCAUACUUACAUUUUUCUGGUACCAUAGGACUAAGCCAAGGUAUUGGAGUGCCAGUCAGGCACAACUAAAAAUCUUGAAUUCACCUAUUCACCAAUAGCGACGCCAUCUUGAAUUUCGUGUUUAACACAAUGCAUUAUGGGUGAUCCAGGGUAAUUGAACGUUUUUGAAGGGCUGUAAAUCAAAUAUGUAGGCGAAAACACACGUUUUUAUAGUUGAAAAUAACAGACAAUUUUUAAAAGAACUAGGAAAACACACAAAAGCUGGGAAAAAUAAAAAAAUCAGGAUAAAAUCUAUAGUUUAAAUCUUUGUUAGACCUAAAAAGGGAAAUAAUUUCAACAAAGUGCGCAUAAAAUUGAUUUACACUCCCUCAUUGGCCUCAAGAAAGUGUUUAUGAAAAAAAAAUUAUUGUAUUGUGUCUCAAUACGACGUUAAAGGCUUUUGAAUUUGGAUUUUCACCCUGGAUAACCCAUAAUGCAUCAUGAAUUCAAGAUGGCGUCGCUAUUGGUGAAUAAGUGAAUUAUCGCACCAUGAAUAAAGUAAUGUUAAAAUUAUACAAUAAUAAUUGUUUUUGUUUGUGGAAACACCACGUAAAUUUAUUACUGCAUUUACGUGGUGUUUCCACAAACAAAAACAAUUAUAUUUUAUCGCCAUGCAAACAUUCAAAGAACUUAUACAAUAAUAAUAAGCAAUUUUUAUAUGCAAGCACAAACAGCACUGAAAGUUCUACGAAGGAAACUCAAAGGGUUUCAAUUUGUUUAGAUCGAUGAUCAAAAAUUUCUACACACAAUCCAAGGAAUUAAUGAAAUAAUGGAUGAUGCUGAAAGAAUAAGUGUUGGUUCAUAUUUUGAAAAUUGUCUGGGAUGUUUGACAGGCUACCUCAGCCUUCUUUGUUUUGAAACACAGUAUGAUAAGGUAAACUAUUUUAUUUUCUAACUCUUGACGAAGGGCCUUCGCUCGAAACGUCGAGUUUCUGCUUAUUUUUUAAGGUAGUAAUAUAACCACUCAGCACAGCAUUUUCACAUUGGUACUACCAACACUGGUACAGACAGUUUUAGUAAACUAUUUUAGUCUAUGAAUGACAUAAUAAUGCCUUACAAAAUUGUUCAUGUUGCGUUUCAUCCAUAAUUGUAUUUAAUUUUUCAAAAAUGUAGUGUUUAAAGAGAUUGACUGAAUAUGUGAACCAACAAAAUGCUAAUGUGUAUGUACCACAAGGAUUGAUGGUUAUUAAUCCAAUGGAGAGAGGUCUUCGAGUUGUAUCCUUUGAAAUACUAUGAUGACCAAUAAUAGAUAAUAAAAUUCUUGAUCUAUUUAGUAAUCUUCGUAUUGUUAAUGGUGAAUUUCAAUAUAAAGCACCUAUUCUGUGGCAGAUGUGUUCAAUCAAUAGUUAAUAACAAAAUGAUAAGUUAAUUUUCAUUCAAAAUAGUAAAUUAAUUUUAAUUCAGAUUUCCAUCGUAUGGAUAAUCUUGCGUUUUUUGACAAAUAGUGUAAAUGAAAUUGACUGAUUUAGUGUAAUUUUUUUCCUCUAUAUUAAAGUGUCUCUAUUUGUCCACAAUCUACCAGAUCUUUGUAAAAUUCUAGUGCUUACUCAGUUACUCAAACCAUCCAAUAAUCUGAUUUACAUAAAAACUUCUUUUGAGAGUCUCUGAUUAUGACAACAAAGGUGUCUGUAGUUUUUUAAGGUAAUCUUUUUGUUAUGUCUUUCUGGCCAAAGUUCUUGUUAUAUUUUUGAGGUAGUUUGACCCUACAAUCUCUCAAGUGCAUGUCCUACACUGGAACCACACAUUCAAAAUCAUUCCUUUUAGCCUAGACCAGUCCUUGCCAUUUUUCGGAAGCAAAUGGCUAUUGCCGCCUAAAAUGAAGCUAUUGACAGCAAUUUUGUGUGCUAGUGGUUACCAAACACUUACUAUAUGCUAUGGAGGCAUCAGUUGAUUAAAGGCAUUACAUUCUUUUCAUUCAAUACAUCAAUAUUUCAGGUUUCAAAUAAUGCAUUAGCGCUAUUAAUAUGAAUCUUCAAAUUGUCAUUUUGGGAAAAUACCUGCCGUCGAACACAGGAACACAGACCUCCUCUGGGAGACACUCGUGAUUUUUAAAAAUUGCAAGGACUGGAUCUAUGUGUUUUUUAUUGUUUUGAAUAGAUUGACGAGUGAUGGCCUUCUGCCUUCUUUCACUUGUAGUUUACCUCUCUUCUUUUUAGUCUUUUAUUUUAGCCAUACUUUUAAUUUUUAAAACAAUCCUUGACGAAACUCUCAGAUUGAAAUCUGCAUACUGAACGUUGGCUCAAGAUAGCAUGUUUUGUUAGAUUGCAUGUUUUGUUAGAACACUCUGAUUAUAAUUUCCUGGUCAAACCUAAAGUGAGCCCUGGUUAUGUAUCCACCUGAUCUGGUUAAUUUAACCAAGGAAGUCGACCUGGUCAAAUUAACUAAACAAUAGGUUAAAAUAACCAGGAAAAUUAACCUGGGGCCGGUUGUAUCACAAAAUUAGUAAUAUUCCAAAGUUUUGUUGCAAAAUCUUGUAAAAUGCGGAAAUAUAGCCUUGCGAAGUUUGCCGUUUUUCAGUCAUUUUGUAUUACAAACGGGAAAUUGACGUCCGAUUCGGGUGUUGGGCUGCAAUUUCCCGUUUGUAAUGCAAAAUGACUGAAAAUUGCAAACUUCGCAAGGCUCUAUUUUCCUCAUUUUACAACAUUUUGCAACGAAACGUUGGAAUAUUACUAAUUUUGUGAUGCUCUUUCAGGCUGUGAUGAAAUAUUUAUCUAGACGUGCCUAGAUCAAAAUUUUGGUUAUAAGGGGAAAGGUCUAUUCAUGUCUGGAUCAAUAGAAGUUUCCAAAAUUUUGAAAUAAACAGAAAUGCAGAAAUACAUAUAAACUAAAAGAGUGGGUUACAUUUUAACUCAAGGUUAGAAAUCCAGCUUUGAAGAACCGGCUCCUGCAAGUGCCAAGGGCCGGUUGUUGGAAAACCGACCAGCUUAAAGGCACAGUUCAGCCUUUUGAACGAUGGUUUUUAAGGCGUAUUUCAGCCCUUUUAAUUGAAAAAACUAACUAGGAAAAUCAAUUAUACACAAUUCAAGAUGAGUAAACUCAAUGUUUUUAACAAUAAAAAUGUUUUAAAAAAUGUUAAAAACAUUAAGUUUGGUGAUCUUGAAUUAUGCUUAAUUGAUUUUCCUAGUUAGUUUUUUCAAUUAAAAGGGCUGAAAUGCGCCUUAAAAACCAUCGUUCAAAAGGCUGAACAGUGCGUUUAACCCGGCCUAUAGGUUAACCUAAAAUUCCAAAGCAAACUUUCUGGCAACUUGUUUACAAAUUUGGAAAUGAUUCUUCAUAAAUCUUGUCUGGAUCGAUAGGAGUUUACUUCUCUGAAGUUUUGAAAUAAUCAAAAAUGCAGAAAUACGUAAAUUAAAACAGCAGGUUAGGUAACCGACGGUUAGCGUUAACCCACCUUUGAACAAUCGGCCCCUACAGGAGGAUUAAGUUAACUUACAUAGGUUAGUUCUAGAUAGAAAAUAGAGUGUUUUUAGAAUGUACGGCCAGAAUCCACAAAACAUGACACGCUAUUUUGCAGUCUAAACUCCAGCAAUAUAGAAAUGAAAUGCCUUCUCUGUCUAGGCUGCUAUAUAAACAUUGUACAUAUAUUAUAGGACAUGGUGAAUAGUAGGUCUGAAUACAGUCUGAUGGAUGGUGACUAUUUUAUAACGUGAUAAAAAUGAAGUAGUAUGUCUAACGCAUAAGACAUAACAGACUGUAAAUGCUGAUUUAUCUUGGUAUUGAAGUGGGUAGCGAUUAAAUUUGGGCGUAGACAAGCUGCGUAGUGUUUUAAUGCAGUAAUCAGUACGGAAUAAUAUAGGAGUGAGGUCCUUUUCUACGCUCAAUCUAAAUCGUCAUCCUUUUGUAAAUCAGCAAAAUCACAGAAGAGAUAGUUUGAAUAAAUAAUACUGAUACAGUGUCUGAAAACG